AUGCAAAACCUCAACAGUUCUUAUACUGAAGCACCACUUGUUGCUGUUUCUGAUGCAUUUAUCAAAGACAUUGUAUUUGUAUUUAAUUGUUUAAUUAUUCCAUUUGUUUGUGUGAUAGGCAUUGUGGGAAACAGCCUUACAAUUAUCAUUCUUGUUUACAACGGCAUAAAAGACACGACCAACGUUAUUUUAACAGCAUUGGCUGUUGCAGAUCUUCUCUUUUCUAUAACACAGUUAUGGUGUCAACUAAUUGACAUAGUGCGCAGGAUUGACAUAAUUGUAUUUUGCUAUGUAAACUCAUUUUUUGUUUCAUACUUCUUUGGAUGGAACCAAUACGCUGUGUGUAUGAGUGUUCAAAUGGCUGCUGUAAUAGCUGUCGAGAGGAUGAUAGCUGUGGUGUUUCCUUUUGCCGCCUCGAGAUUACUUACAACGUUUCGUAUUAAAUGUAUCGUGGUCGGUGUGUACAUUUUCUCAGGGCUAAUGUACGUGCCCAGAUCGUUUAUGUUUACCGUGGUGUGGGUGUUUAACAAAACAUUUAACAAAACGAUUCCAGAACUACAGUAUGGAGACUUCCUAAAGUAUCGUCUUUACGAGUACAACAUGUACAACACUGGUAUCAUCGCGACAUUUGCAGUCAUUAUCCCUACCGGAGCAAUAUUGAUCUCCACAUUUUCAAUCAUUGUUAAACUUACAGCUUCACACAGGAGUAUUAAGCACAUGUCUGCACAAUCCAAACGAAUUAAGAAC
Molecule: messenger RNA, 747 nt
Organism: Physella acuta
Lineage: Eukaryota; Metazoa; Mollusca; Gastropoda; Physidae
Product: somatostatin receptor type 4-like
Biological process (GO): G protein-coupled receptor signaling pathway
Cellular component (GO): membrane
Molecular function (GO): G protein-coupled receptor activity
Source: RefSeq, a predicted model, not a curated record